CUCAUCCUCGAGGUGCCACAUGAUUUACGACCGCGUGGAAACAAGCGAGCCCCGACGUGUUGGCGCAUGUAGCGUGGAUGCCGGUUUAUAAGCCGCGCGAUCGCCUCAGGGGGGGAACAGUCUGCUUUCACUCGCUUCACAAUGCCUCGGUGUGUGUUCUGCUUUUUUGAUCCUCACGAUAUCGAGGAUGAAUCGGACGACGACGACGAUUCUCGGGACGGCGCACCUCCUACACUGCCUGCUCACGUGAUGCGAUCUCACCCCGACGUGGAUACAUCCUUCCUGCCCUUCUUCCAGACUGACGCCGCAUUUAGAGGUAUCGUCAAAAGAUUCACGCUAUUGGCAUCUGUUCACGAUCAGGGAGUAGAGGAUUUGCGACAAUAUUUAAUGAGUCACUUUCACGAUAUGCUCGCCAUAUUGAGAGCGCAAAGAAUACCCUUUAGGUUUUGCAUUUGUUCCGAUGCUUUAAUGGUGAGGGAAACUCGGGGGGAGAUAACCGCGCACAUAGCCCACUUUAUGGCGUUUGCUCGCGAAGUCCACAGCGAUGGAGCCGUCGCGAAUACCCUAAUGGACGCGAUUCAGGAGUCCAUGGGACGCGUAGAAAAUUAUCAGCGGGAAGGGAGCGGGUUCGUGUCCACCGACGUCCAAAAGGUUCAAAUAUGCAUUUCCGCGGUGAAAACUAAAAAAUUCGGAUGCAAAGGGGCACUUCCCGAUCAUUUGGCUACACGCAGGAACGUGCUGACGAAUAUUCAUUUACCAGCACAUAAGGAGGGUGAGUGUUUUAAAUACAAUACGCUUGCCCUCCUGCACCCGCAGGAAAGUAAUUCGUGGAAAAAAUGUGAAAACUAUGCCGCGGAGUACUGGUGGCCUAGUCGCUUCCCCGUUUCCUACUCUGAUCUGGACGAAUUCGAAGAUAAAAACAAGAUAUCCGUGUACGUAUACGAGUACGUCGAUCAGGGAGUGCACGUGUCGCGAUCCCCAAAACUCGAGUAUGAAAAGAAAAUUCACUUAUUGGCUGUAGAUGAACAUUUUUUCGGAAUCAAGUCUCUCGAGCGCUUACUGAUGAGAGACAACAGGCGUUUCGUAUGCGAGCGUUGCACGCGCUCUUUUAACAAGGAAGAGAGCAUGGCGAAACAUCGUCGCCUGUGCGCGGACGUAAACGAAAUCAUAUUGGAAUUUUGCGAACCGGGCAAAAACUUUGUAGAGUUUACUAAAAUACAGUACAAGCAGCAGUACAACUACGUCGUCGCGUUGGACACGGAGAGCGUACUCGCGCCCAGUGGUGUUGGCAUGCAGCGUCACGUCACCUCGAGCUUUUGUGCCGUGCUCGUACGCACCCACGACUCGAAGGUGAUGCGCAUCAGGGCGCACCACGGUGAAGAUUCCGCGAGGCAGUGCGUCAGAGCUUUGAUGGAAAUGCGGGACGAGAUGAUCGCCCUGAACGCCUGCCCCGCGGAAAUGGUGCUGAAUGAUGAGCAACGAGCGCGGCACAGAGCUGCCACCCACUGCGCGUACUGCGGGCGGGAGUUCGCGCAAGAUGUAUCCCGUGUCCGGCACCACGACCAUUCCAAGCGUUGUACUGCCGGCGAGACAAAUUACAUCGCGACGCUGUGCAACCCCUGUAACGUAGCGUGCACGACGCGGGAAAAACUGCCCAUCAUGGUGCACAAUCUGGCCUACGAUUUGGCCGGACUACUGCGGGAAUUUCACCUUCUCGGGUGGAAGCGAGCUCCCUUCAUCGUGGCCAGUUCCAUGGAAAAAAUCCGAUCGUUCGAAAUUGGCACCUUCCUAUUCAGAGAUACCAUGCAGUACCUAAAUUCGUCGCUGGGAGAGCUCGUGGAAACCGUCAAAUCCAUGGGGGGCGCAGAGGCGUUCCAAUGCCUGAAGCAGGUAUUUGGAGACGACUACGAAAUUUUGCUUCGUAAAGGUGUAUUCCAGUACAGCCACGUUAGCUCGUUCGCGGUCUAUGACGAAUUGGCUCUGCCGGCAAAAUCCGCCUUCCGAAACGAUCUGACGGGGGAGGAUAUAAGCGACGAAGACUAUCAGUACGCGCUGCACGUAUUUGAACGUUUUGGAUGCUCGAAUCUGAGGGAUUAUAAUGCAUUGUACCUGAAAACGGAUGCCCUGUUACAUGCUGACGUAAUGCAGCACUUCCGGCGCCUGUGCUACGACGCGCGCGGAUUGGAAUUCCUUCAUUGUGUUUCGCUGGCAUCCUAUUCGUGGCAAUGCGCUCUAAAUUACACGCGGGCAAAAUUGGAGCUGAUCAUCGCCGAGGACAUGUACCGGACCAUCGAAUCGGGUGUUAGAGGUGGACUCUGUCAGGCGAGCAGGCGUCAUUUACGGGCUAACAACCCGCUGUGCAGUGGCUACGAUCCCGAUAAAGAGGAGGUGUACAUAUCGUACAUAGAUUGCAACAAUCUUUACGGAUUCAGUAUGAUAAAGCACCUCCCAGUCGGCGAUUUCGAAUGGGUCGAGGAUUUUAGCUCCGUGGAUUUUAUGCGUCAUCCCACAGAUUCCGACGUGGGAUACGUGUACGUGUGCGAUUUGGAGUAUCCAAAAUCUAUCCACGCGCUGACGCGGUACUUCCCCCUGGCUCCCGAGAAGGCGGUCGUCCCGAAGGAAUGGCUCUCACCAUUCCAGCGAGGGCUCCUCGAAGAGUUAAUGUAUCAGCCGGCGAACAGCAAAAAGCUGCUGCUCACGUGCAAGGACAAGGUCGAGUACGUGGUUCAUUACGCGCUGCUCGCUCUCUAUUGUAGACUGGGCAUGCGGGUGACAAAAAUUCACAGAAUUCUAAAAUUUCGUCAGGCACCAUUCCUGCGUCCAUAGAGAUAAUAUAGGAAGACUCUAGAGAACGGCCGU
Molecule: messenger RNA, 2859 nt
Organism: Ornithodoros turicata
Lineage: Eukaryota; Metazoa; Arthropoda; Arachnida; Ixodida; Argasidae
Exons: 2
Coding region: 142-2826 (894 amino acids)
Source: RefSeq, a predicted model, not a curated record